GUCUAGCCUUGAUAUACUGUAAAUAGUGGAAGGUCCGCGACUUGUUUACUACCACUGCUCUCACCAUGUAGAUCACAUUUACUAGCUAGGUAUACGACAAGAUUCCCGUACUCACCUACUUCAAUUUUCCCGCCCAGCUUGAUAGUGUUCGUCGUCGGAGUAGGAGGUUGACAUGGCUGUGUUGGUUGGUCAGCACCCGAUUGUCUCAUCAGCGUUGUCGGUCGUCAACAACUUCAACGGCCCUGCAUUCUUCGAAAUAUGCGCAUCGUUGCUGGUAGAUUCUCUCUUCUUGAAUGAAGACGCGCUAUUAUGCAAUAAACCGGGCUUACGAUGGCAAUCGUGGAAAACAAAAAUUAGCCUGUGACACAUCCUGUUUCACAACCAGACGCGUCAUUCCAGACCAUUCGGCUGCCUUACUAUUUGAUCAACAAAGGAUAGCUUGUGUAUUCGGAAACAUACCAUAUGGAGGUGAUCGCAGUCCGUCUUAUGGCGAUGAUGGUGCCAAGGGACGGCUAUCACGGCAACUGCGGCUAUGGUAUGUUCUCUUCGAAGGUCCGAAUGGCAGUCGACGUCAGUCAGUCAAUUUCCAAUAAGGAACUGUAGAGGUGUAUGUAUGAUGAGGCCGGCUGGGAAUAUCAUGACAAGCAUUUCUUUCAUUUCUCAUUGACCUCCCAGACUAUUCAGACUAGAGCCAUGUCUCGUCCUUCCCUUCCUACUCGCAGGAUUGGCACUACCGACGUUACCGCCAUUGGAUGGGGUGGUAUGGGUCUAUCUGCAUUCUAUGGAAAACCCCUACCCGACGAAGAACGCCUCAAGCUUCUUGACGCUGUGUAUGAGCACGGCUGUACCAACUGGGAUACCGCUGAUGUCUACGGUGACAACGAGGACCUCAUCGGUAAAUGGUUCAAGAAGACCGGCAAGCGAAAUGAGAUAUUCCUUGCUACGAAAUUUGGCUUUGUCUUCAAAGACGAUAAGAUUGUCAACGGCUCUCCGGAGUACGCCAGGAAGGCGUGUGAGAAGUCUCUGAGUAGACUGGGGAUUGACCAAAUUGACCUCUAUUAUCUUCACCGGCCGGAUCCUACUGUUCCCAUUGAGCUCACAGUCGGUGUCAUGGCCGAACUUGUCAAGGAGGGUAAAGUAAAGUACCUCGGCAUCUCUGAAUGUUCUGCAGCGACUCUUCGCCGUGCCCAUGCCGUCCAUCCCAUCUCGGCUCUUCAAGUCGAGUAUUCUCCCUUCACCCUUGACAUCGAGGAUGAGAAGGUCGGCCUGUUGAAGACAGCCAAGGAGCUAGGGAUUGCGGUUGUUGCUUAUUCUCCCAUCGGACGUGGUCUUCUCACGGGACAAUACAAAGGACCCGAGGACUUUGAUGAAGACGACUUCAGGCGCAAGAUCCCCAGGUACUCGAAGGAGAACUUCCCUAACAUUCUCAAGCUCGCCGAUGGAUUGAAGAAGAUCGGAGAACGCCACAAUGCCACUGCUGGUCAAGUCGCUUUGGCGUGGCUUCUCGCACAAGACCCGAGCAUCAUUCCUAUUCCCGGUACGACCAAGGUUAAGUACCUUGAAGAGAACCUUGGUGCUUUGAAUGUGCGACUCUCGUCGGAGGAGUUGCUUGAAGUGCGAAAGGUAGCCGAGGAGGCUAAUGCUUGUCAAGGGUUGAGAUUCCCUGAAGCCUUCGGUGCAGUUCACUUUGCAGACACUCCUGCCUUGAACGUUUGAGCAUAAAUGAGUAGUGUACGAAGAUCUGAGGUCACAUAACUUCUCUACUAAAUCUUUGGACAAUCAAACGUCUUUCAGAAUAAUAGUCAUUGCACGUUUUGCUAUACCUUCCGGGUGAGGACGCUGAAGCCUGGAGAGUGGCGUUUAAUGAAGGGGAGGCAGCAGUCGACGAGCGACUCUUAGUAUAGCUGUACAAGGCAAUCUAUCUGCACGCAACAAGAGAAUAUAUCUGCACCCCUUUCUCCCAUAUGUCUCGUACACUCUACAAUGAUACGUUGUGAUUGAACUACAAACUCUUGCAAAUUGGAAAGACCGCGAUUACAGG
Somion occarium is the source of this 2041-nucleotide messenger RNA. The record is from the annotation of a GenBank genome assembly. Lineage: Eukaryota; Fungi; Basidiomycota; Agaricomycetes; Polyporales; Cerrenaceae.